This is a messenger RNA of Linum trigynum, 2640 nucleotides long. The record is from the annotation of a GenBank genome assembly. Lineage: Eukaryota; Viridiplantae; Streptophyta; Magnoliopsida; Malpighiales; Linaceae.
GCAAUGAUACCUGUGGGUCGCAUGGAUAUUGGAAUACAGACUGAAUAGAGGGACUUGAUGCGAAUAACGGUUUUUGGAAUGAGCUUAAGCUGAAGAGAAAUCGACCAAAGGUUCAGGGUUACUUUGGUGUCUCAAAUGGUGUGGUGUGUUGGGUCGAUGCUUCAAUUGAAAAUUUUCCAAUUAAGAAGAUUUGGGAGAAGUUGUAACCUCAUGGAUAUGGAUCCUAGUUGUCAUCUCUAAUUAUAUGUCCCAAGCUGGGAUUCAUUGUAACAUCCCGAACCUUUUCCCGACGAAGAUAUUGUCCGCUUUGGGCCUCGACCCUCACGGUUUUCGACUUGGGGUGCAAUUCAAGGUGACUUCCCAUAAGGGCACCCAUCCUUGUUGUACUCCACACUGAGCACGUUUAACUUCGAAGUUCUCACAAGAACUCCUCCAUUACACCCCAAAAAGCGUCUUGUCAGUUAAGGUCGGUUUCCUACUUAUGAACCAUGGAUCUCUCCCGUGCUUUGUCGAUGUGGGAUUCACCUAAAGUGUUACAUUCAUCGCAUAAGCGAAGGAUCCAUGAGGUGAGAGCAUCAGAGACAGCAGCGUUCCAGAUGGAAGUGAUCAGAAUUGAGUGAAAAGUGGCGCAUGAUGGGGAAGGACGAUCCAUGGGAAAGGAGCGGGUGUUGAAGAGGAACCCUCCAAGGACAUAGAGGUGAGGGUCUACGGAAAUGGAGGUGAAAUUGCAGAGUCCGUAGACGUAGGAGUGGCAGGGAAUGGGCAGGAGAGAUGGAAGGGUCUUGUGGGAAGAUGCAGAGGAGGUUGCUGAGAUAGCGGAGGUGGCGCCAGAGAGUAAUUAGGGAUUGAGACCCGUCAUCGGGUCUCUAUUUUUGGAGCUCAGGAAUGAGGGGUUUGGGAAUGGUUGAGUGGAGCUUUCUAGGUUGAACAAGUCAAGGAUGGGUCGGGUCUUGGGUUGGAUUAGAAUUUUUAUGACAAUGUGAGUGUGUUAUGACGUGGUGGAUUGACUUUUUUCUUAGUUUUCCAGUAACCAAACUUGCAAUUUACCCGUUUUUAAUGUGGUAGGUUAAGAGCAGGGUUGGUGCCUCAACAGUGGACUAGGCCAACAAGAGAACCCAACAAUCAAACACUUGCCUAGAAUCUGUACAAUGAGACAUUAGAACCUCCAAACUAUGUUGACUAGAUACCCAGUCGCCAGGUGGCACCCCACUGUUGCGCGCAGGUUGUAAUCAUCGCAGGUUAAUAAACAAAACAAAAAAGAAGGUUAUAUUUUUCCCUUGAAUCUAUCUUAGCUGGCUGGCCUACUUAUAAUUGGCCAAAUCACUAAAAACCUUGGAAACUAGGCUGUAAUUGGGUUUCAUUUCGCCGGCAAGGGAUCUCACAGCUAGCCUAGCUUGCCGGCAUCUUGUUUGCCGGAUUUAAGAACAAAGGAUAUAGCAGCAAUUAGUUAAUCAAGCUUCUUAAUCUAGCAUAGACAUUGCAAUUAAGGAGAGAGAGAGAGAACUUAGUAAGUUUACGGUAGCUUGGUUUUCGAGGGAGUUGAAAUCACCAUGAGAGGUCUGAGAAUGUCGGUUUUGCCAGUGACCGUGGUGGCGCAUUUGACCGCCAUUGCGACGACAGCCCUCGUCCUGGUUUGGCUCCUCAAGCUCCGCGGCGGCCUCGCAUGGAAUGCUCAGCCACCAGCCUCCUUCAAGGUUUUUAAUGUGCAUCCCCUCGUAAUGGUGAUUGGAUUCGUACUUGUUUCAGGAGAAGGAAUCAUGGCGUAUAAGAUCAUUGGUGGGAGAAGGAGAGUUCGAAAAGCCAGUCAUCUGGCGCUUCAUCUGAUAGCACUGUUUGCUGGAGUUUUUGGCGUGGUUGCGGUGUUUAGGUACAGGCACCAAAUCGAAGCUCAACACAUGAUCACUCUCCAUUCUUGGCUUGGGAUUAUCACUGUCGCCUCAUUUGCUCUACAGUUCGUGUUAGGGGCGGUGUUCUACAUGUUCCGAGGGGCGGCGCAAACGUCUGCAAAGGCGUCGUAUCUUCCGUGGCAUAUCUUCGUCGGAAGCAUCAUAUUUCUGAUGGCAGUCGGCACCGCCUUGACCGGCAUUGUGCAGCAGUUUGCAAUUCUAGGUCUCGGCAACGAUCAAGAAGGCCACAUCGUCAACUCCAUUGGACUUCUGCUCGUUCUUUUUGCUGCCACCGUUGGCCUCACCGUAGUCCUUCCUUAUGAAAAGUGAACCGAGCAAAAAGCAUAUGUUAAAAUGUAUACCAUCAUUGUUGCUAUUAUUAUUUGAUGCCUUUCAUUUAUGUUGCAGAGUUAUGUAUGAUUAAUGUUAGUUUCACAUGAAUGUGUUAUGUAUUCUGAUUUGAUGAUUUAUUGGAAAUAAAUAGCUAGAGCCGCAGAAAGAGAUUGUAUGUCUCUUGUUCGUACAUAAUUGCUUUUUAGGGAAAUUUUGUGAUGUUUGCUACUACGAUACAAAGUUGUCGCGUUCAACAUAAUUGUUAGUAAAUGAUAUAUGAUCCACCAUUGAACCUACCUCAACAACUCGAAUUAUUGAGAGCAACUAGUUGUUGACAUGGUAUCAGAGUCAUCUGUGAUCAAGAAGUUUUCUGCUCGAAUUUCGAUGUCCCCAUCUAUUCUAUUAAACACAUGACCUUCCG